Messenger RNA from Myotis davidii, 912 nucleotides. Its product is annotated as probable ATP-dependent RNA helicase DDX43. Gene Ontology annotation, molecular function: ATP binding; RNA binding; RNA helicase activity. NCBI's taxonomy places the organism in Eukaryota, Metazoa, Chordata, Mammalia, Chiroptera, Vespertilionidae. The transcript has a single exon. The annotation marks the transcript as partial. The record is from RefSeq and is a predicted model, not a curated record.
AGUAUUUGUAUAUAUGGUGGUGGAAAUAGACAACAACAAAUAAAAGACGUUGCCAAAGACAUAGACAUCAUUAUUGCAACUCCUGGGCGACUGCAUGAUCUGCAAAUGAAUAAUUUUGUCAACCUUAGAAGCAUAACCUACUUAGUCUUAGAUGAAGCUGAUAAGAUGCUAGAUAUGGGAUUUCAACCUCAGAUAAUGAAGAUUUUAUUAGAUGUGCGCCCAGAUCGGCAAAUGAUCAUGACAAGUGCAACUUGGCCAGAUGCCAUUCGUCGACUUUCACAAACUUAUUUGAAAGAGCCUAUGAUCGUUUAUGUUGGUACUCUGGAUCUAGUUGCUGUAAAUACAGUGAAGCAAAAUAUAAUUGUUACCACAGAAAGAGAAAAAAGAUCUCUUAUCAAAGAAUUCCUACACAGCCUGUCACCCAAAGACAAAGUCAUCGUGUUUGUCAGUAGGAAAAUUGUCGCUGACGACUUAUCCAGCGAUUUAAGUCUCCAAGGCCUAGCUGUACAAUCCUUGCAUGGAAACAGAGAACAGAGUGACCGUGAGCAGGCAUUAGAUGACUUUAGAAGUGGAAAUGUGAAAAUACUGAUUUCUACUGACUUAGCAUCCCGAGGUCUUGAUGUUGAUGAUAUCACACAUGUGUAUAAUUAUGAUUUCCCAAGAAACAUUGAAGAAUAUGUACACAGAGUAGGGCGUACUGGAAGAGCAGGGAAGACUGGCACGUCCAUUACUCUUAUGACUAAAAAUGAUUGGAAGACUGCCCCUGAAUUGAUUAAAAUUCUGGAAAGAUCAAAUCAAAGUAUCCCAGAAGCUCUUGUAACAAUGGCCGAAAAAUACAAGUUAGGUGAACAAAAUAGAGACACAGGAAACAAAUCAAAACUAUUUCAACAAAAACCCAAGGAGUUUCAUUAA